Cicer arietinum (chickpea) is the source of this 1374-nucleotide messenger RNA. Its product is annotated as NADH--cytochrome b5 reductase 1. Gene Ontology annotation, biological process: electron transport chain. NCBI's taxonomy places the organism in Eukaryota, Viridiplantae, Streptophyta, Magnoliopsida, Fabales, Fabaceae. Gene Ontology annotation, molecular function: cytochrome-b5 reductase activity, acting on NAD(P)H. The record is from RefSeq and is a predicted model, not a curated record.
AAAAUUGAUGAAUUGGUGAAUUGAUUAGGCACCAAAAGUUGGUAGUUGCACCAGAUCCCUCUCUCACAGUGACUGCAAUUUUCUUCCAAUUCUUCUUUUAAUAGCCAAUAGCUCACUCUCUUCACCUAACCCCGGACCCAUUCUCUUAUAUUUUCCACUUCCUUCAUUCCCAUCAAACCCAUUUUUGAAAACCAUGGAUUUUUUGCAGACCCCUGAAAAUCAGAUACUUGUGGGUGUCGUCGUCGCUGUUGUAGCCAUUGGGGUUGGUGCUGUCUAUCUCUUUUCUUCUAAGAAGUCCAAAGCUUGCUUGCACCCAGAGGAGUUCAAGGAGUUCAAACUUGUCAAGCGAGCACAGCUAAGCCAUAAUGUUGCAAAGUUCACUUUUGCACUCCCAACACCUACUUCUGUUUUGGGUCUUCCAAUUGGACAACACAUAAGUUGCAGGGGUAAAGAUGGUCAAGGUGAUGAUGUUACCAAACCAUAUACUCCUACAACUUUGGAUUCUGAUGUUGGACACUUUGAACUAGUUAUCAAGAUGUACCCACAAGGAAGGAUGUCACACCAUUUCCGCGAGAUGCGUGUUGGUGACUUUCUUGCUGUAAAAGGACCAAAGGGACGUUUCAAGUACCAACCGGGUGAGGUUAGAGCAUUUGGGAUGCUUGCUGGAGGGUCUGGAAUCACUCCAAUGUUCCAAGUUGCUAGAGCAAUAUUAGAAAAUCCAAAUGACAAAACCAAGGUGCAUCUUAUCUAUGCCAAUGUUACAUCUGAGGACAUUCUUUUGAAGGAAGAACUUGAUGGUCUUGCUACCAACUAUCCGGAUCAAUUCAAAAUAUACUAUGUGUUAAAUCAGCCUCCGGAAGAAUGGAAUGGUGGUGUCGGAUUUGUAUCAAAGGAGAUGAUUGAAACUCAUUGCCCUCCUCCAGCACAAGAUGUUAAGAUAUUGAGAUGUGGGCCACCACCAAUGAACAAGGCAAUGGCUGCUCACCUAGAAGCCCUUGGAUAUGCUCCUGAGAUGCAGUUCCAGUUCUGAUUCUUUUCAUUUGGGUGCUUCAACAUUGCAUUUCACGGUCUUAGCUGUUUAAGAAACUGAUAGCAUUUUUGUUUUCGUUAAGAAUCUUGGAAACAUUAGAUCUACAACGCAUUUAUUAGUUUCACAACUUUGUUGAAUUUUGAAGUCUGAAAUAAUUGCAUCUCAUAUGAAAAUGAGAUAUUGGGAUUGAUACAUUGACCAUGUGCUAGAAAAGCACAUAAUACUAUGAAUUUAAACUAUCUAUGCAUCGCCUCAUGGCCAUGGGAACUAGUGAACUUUUAUGGGUUCACAGUCUCCUUAAACAUGGGAACGCCUCACGAUCAAUAAAAGCAUUUUUUAAACAA